GCGGGGGGUGGAGAGUGGGGACGGUCGGAGGCAUCCCUUGCCCAUGAGGGCCUGAUGGAAAACACAAAGGAUCUGACUGAACAUCCUUCACGGUCAGAAAGGAAGAGACGUGAUUCAUUCGGGAUGUUCGAUGGCUAUGAUAGCUGCAGUGAGGAUACAAGUAGUAGUUCCAGUUCUGAUGAAAGUGAAGAGGAGGUUGCUCCCUUACCUUCCAAUCUCCCAAUAAUCAAGAACAAUGGGCAGGUCUAUACUUACCCAGAUGGCAAAUCUGGCAUGGCCACCUGUGAAAUGUGUGGGAUGGUUGGUGUCAGAGAUGCCUUUUACUCUAAGACCAAGCGUUUCUGCAGUGUUUCCUGCUCAAGAAGCUACUCAUCGAACUCUAAGAAGGCCAGCAUUCUGGCCAGACUUCAGGUAACGGGAAAACCUCCGACUAAGAAGGCUAAAGUGUUACAAAAACAACCUUUAGUUGCUAAAUUAGCUGCGUAUGCUCAAUACCAAGCAACGGUACAGAACCAAUCAAAGACUAAAACAGCAUCUGUUCCAGUGGAAGGUUUCAAUUGGGGCAACUAUAUCAAUAGCAAUAGUUUCACAGCAGCACCUGUGAAUUGUUUUAAACAUGCACCUAUGGGGACAUGCUGGGGUGAUAUCUCAGAAGGUGUACGUGUAGAAGUCCCUAACACAGAUUGCAGCCUACCUACCAAAGUCUUCUGGAUUGCUGGGAUUUUGAAAUUAGCAGGUUACAAUGCUUUAUUAAGAUAUGAAGGCUUUGAAGGUGAUUCAAGUCUUGACUUCUGGUGUAACAUCUGUGGUCCUGAUAUCCAUCCAGUUGGUUGGUGUGCAACCAGUGGGAAACCUCUAGUUCCACCGCGAUCCAUUCAACACAAAUAUACAAAUUGGAAAGCUUUUCUGGUGAAAAGACUCACUGGUGCCAAAACUCUUCCUCCUGACUUCUCUCAGAAGGUGUCUGAAAGCAUGCAGUAUCCUUUCAAGCCUUCUAUGAGAGUAGAAGUUGUUGAUAAAACACACCUCUGCCGAACACGGGUAGCAAUUGUUGACAGUGUAAUUGGAGGCAGGUUAAGAUUAGUAUAUGAAGAAAGUGAGGACAAAACAGAUGACUUCUGGUGCCAUAUGUACAGCCCACUCAUUCAUCCCAUUGGUUGGUCUCGGAGUAUAGGACAUCGAUUCAAAAGAUCUGAUAUCACGAAGAAGCAAGAUGGUCACUUUGAUGCACCCUCACAUUUAUUUGCUAAGGUAAAAGAAGCUGAGUCCAGUGGAGAAUGGUUCAAAGAGGGGAUGAAAUUGGAAGCCAUAGAUCCCUUAAACCUUUCUGCUAUAUGUGUGGCAACAAUUAGAAAGGUAUUAGCAGAUGGAUAUCUUAUGAUUGGAAUUGAUGGAUCUGAGGCAGCUGAUGGGUCUGACUGGUUUUGUUACCAUGCAACCUCCCCUUCUAUAUUCCCUGUUGGUUUCUGUGAAAUUAACAUGAUAGAACUAACUCCACCCCGAGGUUAUGCAAAACUACCUUUCAAAUGGUUUGACUACCUCAGGGAAACAGGUUCAGUAGCAGCCCCUGUCAAGUUCUUUAACAAGGAAGUUCCAAACCAUGGGUUUCACGUUGCAAUGAAACUGGAAGCUGUGGAUCUCAUGGAACCUCGUUUAGUAUGUGUGGCCACAGUAACUCGCAUAAUCCAUCGUCUGUUGAGGAUACAUUUUGAUGGCUGGGAGGAUGAAUAUGAUCAGUGGGUAGACUGUGAAUCUCCUGACCUCUAUCCUGUAGGGUGGUGUCAGCUAACAGGUUACCAGCUACAGCCUCCUGCAUCACAAUCUUCAAGAGAUAGCCAGUCAAGUUCAUCAAAGCAGAAGAAAAAGUCUAAAUCACAGCAGUACAAAGGACACAAGAAAAUAUCUUCACUGCAGCUGAAGGAGGAAUUGCUAGAUGGAGAGGAAUACAGCUUUCUUCAAGGAGCAUCUGAUCAGGAAAGCAAUGGGUCAGCCAGCCAGUACAUCAAGCAAGAACCCUAAGGGCAAAUCUGAGCAGGAUGGUACAAAACGAACUUUUCCUUAAGACUGAUGUUCCCAUUCUGAUGUUACCGUUUGAUGGCUUCUACUAAGGGCACUUUGCUAACUGCGGUUAAGAUUUCAAUUCAGAAUUUUUGGAGGACAAGGAAACUAUUUUAGUGGGGGGAAAAAGAAUUUUCAAUUUAUUAAAAAUUGACAUGUUUGUGUUGUAUUUGAAGCUUUUGAAAGAAUUUUUGUAAUAUUUUCAAGUUCAGAUUGUUAAAAAAAAGAUACUCUAAUUUUUUGGUAAGAAUUAAAAGCUUAAUUAUAGCAGGAUUGCAGGAAACCCUUUGAGGAAGAUGAGAUGGUAGAAUAGUUGAAAACACAAAUGAACUGUUUGUGAUGAGUGAACCUUCUGGUACAAGCUGGGAGCUUCUGAACUAUAAAGCUACACUAGUCAUGCCCUGUCUUUUCCUCAGUGACAUCAUGAGACAUGGUGAUGAAACAUAAGAAAAUAAGUUGAGAGGAUGGAGUAUUAAAAUGAUUUCUCCUGGCACAGUGACAUACUGACAAAUCUGCUUAAGCUUUUGGAGAAUUAAGCUUUUGUCCUGUCUUCAUUGAGGUUAUUGGGGCUGUUACUUGUUCAUAUUUUGAAGUACUGAGAUAUUCACACAAAUGAUCAGCAAAGCUUCCAUAUGUGUCAACUGGGAGUUUAUGGAACAUUUUGUUUUUUCUUGUGCAAGGAACUGAAAGGUCUUUUUCUAGUGAAACAGCAACAGAUUUGAUUUCCAUCCUGGUGGAAGACAAGCCCCUGAAAAGAGGCAGCAGCCUGCUCCUGAACACAGCAUUAUUCUUCCCUGCACAUUUGGAAGAACUUCUUGAUUGUUACAAAUUGAGCUGGUUUGCCCGAAGAUGCUUUGGAGCCUGCUUUGAACAUAAGUAUUUUCUUGGCUGCUGAUACCUUUCUCAAGAAUUUGUCAUGACUAGUGUGGCAUGAAUGCUGAAUUUCUUGGAAACUUUUCCUGGAUAGUUAAAUCUGUAUGGAUGUUAACAGAUGGCGUCAUUCACAGAACUUCAAAUGUUGACAUUUCCAUUCUGGUGUCAUGACGGGAUGAUAUAUGUCAAAGAGUUUUGCUUUUACCAGUAAGGUUCAUUUACUAAACUCUCAGGAAUUAACUGCUUAUAUUCUGUAAUUGCUUCUGGGUCAUAGCAAGUUGACUUUAGAGCAGUCUGUCUGAUUUUUGUUUCAAGGGUAGGGUUUAGAAAAAAAUAAUUCUAUAGAUUAACCUCUACACCCUUUAAAUCUAAUGCUUUAUGACUAGCAACUCUCCAAGCCCCAGAGACAAUUUUUGGCAUAUAAAUGUUUUAAAUUUUUAAACGCAUAGAAAGUUGAAAACCAGCAAUUUUGAUUAUUUUCUUAUCUUUGUUAUUGGGUACAUACCAUUUGUGAUAUGCAAAGGUUUACCACAUUCUAUGCAAGAGGGGAUAAUGGUGUAAAAUUUUGUAGUAACUUCUGGAAGUACAUUUUUUUCCUGUAUAGUAUAGGACUGUAUGAGAAGAAUUCCUAGUCUUUUUUUUUUCUUUUUUCACAUAGCUGGGCCAUUGUUGAAAACUGCUUCAUGUAUACAUUUAAAAAACUGAGUAUCGGGUGUCAAAUAUUUGUGAAUAUAGGUGGAAAUUGCAUAUUGUUAUGUCUCUAAAAAGAUUAUGUUCAUAAUCCUUAGAAGUACAAGGGGAGAUCUGGGUUUAGCUGAUCUGCCUUCUUUCUUUUUUCCUCUAGGAGUAUAAUGCCCUCCCUCUUUCACAAGUGCUCCAUUACAGCUGUUUUUGAAACUUCCCUGGUUUACAAAGCAGUUCAUGAUGCUACAAAAAAAGAGCUGCUCUUGGGGGAGGGGAGCAAAAAGCUGUAUCAUGUUUGUGUGUAUCCAGGUGUGCGCACACAUACACACACAUGCAUGCACACAUAAGGAUUCCCUGAAUCACAGUACUUUUGAAAUCAUAAUUCAGGCAUCAAUUCCUUCUUUUCUAAGUUUUAUUUUAGUACAGUAUUUCUUAGGCCGGUGCCUCCCAAAAUGUAAAUGAUCCACGUCAUCAGACCAUUUAUCUUUAGGAUAGAAACCCUAAAAGGCAAAAUGAGAUUCCAGAAGGAAUUGUAACCAAAACCUGAGUGAUCCAUAAUUUUUUCCAUUUCAAAUCAUAAUUCUGUCAGCUGUGCCCACCUAUAAUACUGCAGAACUGUCAGGAUGAAUGCUGUGGUUUGUAAAGGCCACCAUGUGAUAUCUGCAUUGUCAGAGACUCUGAGGACUUGCAGAAUAGGAUUUAUACACAAAGUUCUUCUGAUUUUGGUCAGAAAGAUAAUAUUACGCAGUGUAAGAAAGAAAUCCUGAAUAAGGUCCAUACUAGUGACCUUUGCCUUGAGGCCAGCAUAAAAGCUUGGAUUUGUGUAGAAAUUGAUUCCUGUUUCAAUUCAUCCAAAUGAGCUUGAACCAAAAGAACACACUUUUAGGCACAGUUACUCUUAAUUCCUAAUGGACGCAUUGUGUAUAUUUUACAUCUGUAGGAUUGGCAGAAAAUCAGGAGGUGCAGCAGUGUUCCCCAUCACUGUGCAUGUUAUGAUUGGAGAACUUCACUAAUUUCUGUCAGUCUUAGGCUUUUGUCCAGAUCAACAAUGAUGCCCUCUUCUACCUCUGAAUAUGGCAGCUCCUGGAAAAACCCAUGGCCACAUUUAAUCCCUACCAUAUCAGCUGAGAACCUGAACCUGAACCAGCAAUUCUGCUAGAUGUUAAAAGACCUGUAAUUAUGUUUGGGAGGGAACGGUCUUGAUUACUGCUAUAGUGCAGGUCCUCUGAUUUUUGAAGAUAAUUUACAUAUUUAUGUAAAGUAGGUACUGCUGUUCUUUCAGGAUUUUAAUGCUCCCUUUGAGUUGGAUUCUACAUCCUGAUACAUGUACCUGAUUAAACAAAAAAUUAAAUAUGAAAACUUUUUUUUCUAAUCUUGAAAUUGAUUCUACUUUUGCCAUGAAACUCUUGAGGGAGACCCUUUUCCAGAUUAGUCUCAUUUGUCUGUUUUUAAUUCAGUGUUCAUUCUGAGUAACAGUUGUGGCCUCUUAAUACAGCAGAUAACCGUAAGCUUUUAGUACCGCUGGGUGUGCAUUGCAUGUUUUUUAUGGUUUAGUGCUAAGAACACUCUCUAUUUUACUGUGAACUAAUUAACACCAACAAAUUGGGAAGGAAUCGGGUCAGAGGGGGUGAGCAGAUAGGGGUUGAGACUUGUACUUCUGCUGUGGGUCGGCUAAUAUUACAGUAUUUGGCACAAGGCAGGGUCUUUUUAAAUAGGAAGGCACCACAGGCAAGGUAAAUUACGUUGCAAGGGCUCCUUUGUACAGCUCAGAAUUUUACAUCUUUUUCAUAUUUUAAAUUUCCUUGCUGAAUCAGAGGAAAACAAAAGCAGUUAUCGACUUCUUGUUCUAUUGAUACUAACACGGGUUUCAGUGUUUGUUUGUUUUUAUUGUUGUCAUUUUUAUGUGAUGUGAACACCUACUCCCAUCAAUAUUUGUAUUAUGGUGCUAAUAUAUUGGUUACAAUCCUUUAUUGGAAAGGGAUUAAAACUGUGAUUAAAUUGAUUUUUUUUCUUUUUAAUUUUCAUAUUUAAGUGAAAUCUCAGCCAUUUAUAUAAAAAAGGAAAAAAAGCAUGAGCUUCUGCCUCUGGGAAAAUGAUCAGGGCAGAGGUUAAAAAAAGGUUUUUACAUCAUUUCUGUAUGUAUUUGAUAUAUAGAUCACUAUCUGUAUAAAUUUAAUCUUUUAUUUUCUUGGUUAUUUGUGUGGUCAAAUGGGAACAUUUAAAAACCUCUAAUGUACAUAACUCUGAAAAUUGCUUUUGAAGAAAUUAAUGUUACUUUCAUUUUUAACAGACUGCAGAUUUUCAAGCAUGGAUGUGAAAAAGCAUUAAGAAUAUAACUUUGUGUACAAGAUGAAAAUAAUUCACUAAAUUUGCCUUUUUUACACAAAAUAAAAAUGUUAAAAGAAGACCAGGUGGUGAAUUUUGUCCCGAUAGUUCAAGAAUAUAUUUAAAAAUAUUAUUGAUAUAAAGAAGUCUCUCCUUUUCAAGCUUUUCAAGAUAGUCCAGCAUUAAUAAUUCAAGCUUAUUAGACAAUUUCUAAUGGUAACUCUUUGAUCGUUGGAAAGAAGUGUCUAAUUAACAGAAUUCAAGAGAUUAUUUCUGCUUCAAGGAGUGAAGUAUAAUUUUAUCAGUGACGGGCCCGAUACUGUUCCUCUCAUCCCAUAUCUGAAUGUAUCUUCAUUGUUAGCCAUAAUCUGCCUGAUCAAUAUUUCAAACAUAAAUUUCUGAUUUGAUCCUUUUCUCUAGCAUAUGUAACCAGUAGGUGUCAUUUUGCAUCAGUUUUGCUGUUAGUCAAAAGAUUCAUGGAAAGACAGUGUGAAGUUUUUCAACUAUAGGUCUCCUUUAAUGGAGUUCCUGGGCUAGGAAAGCAAAUAUCUUGGUGCAGAAAGACUGUUAUUAUUGCAAGUAAGAGUGAAACAGUCUGCUUAGGGAUCCCUAAAUAAAAGCAUUUGAAAGCAUGUCUCAAAUAAGAUCUGGAAAAUAGUUUAUGGGACAUGUAUGUUAUGGUUGUAGUUUAAGAAUUCAUUACUUGAGGUUUUCAUCAUAAAACAUCCACAAAUCAAGUACGGUAGUCUCCUUGUUCGCUUAGUUUUUGGAAUUACAGUCCUUAUUCUCCUCCAGUCCUGGAUAUGAUUAGGAACGCUCAAUUGAUUAAAAAAAAAAAUUCUUCAGAAUGGACUUUUUGUUAAAUUUAUUCUAUUUGGAUCAAUGCAGUUGAAAUCUUUAAUACUUUAAAGGGUAACAGACAUCAAGUGGCACUGCAUCCUCUUCUUAAAAAUUACACCAGGUUUAGAGGAGCAAAACUAAGAUCUAAGAUGGCAUUGCAUUAUUUAUUUAAUUAAUUAGUAGGCCACCCAUCUCCCCCAGCGGGUGUAGCAGAAAUACACAAAAAGAACAAGCUAGUUUUCACUUUCCUGGAUAGCCUGUAACACAGGCCCACACAACAGGGGAAAGGACCACAUUGAUAAAAAAAAAAAAUUGCAGCUAGAAAGGAAUACCUGGCCUGCUGAUCAGCUGUUCAGCGGCUAGUGGAGCAGCAGUAGCAGAGAGGUGGCAGGAAGGCUUGAAGGGGCUUGGCAGCGUCUUUUUUGGGGCAGUGAGUUACUUUAAAAUAUGCUGGCAGGCCACACAAGGCUCCUUGGCGAGCCAUGCAAUGCAGCCCUGCUGUGAAGAAUGGGAAUCACUCCUAUGUGUGGCUCAGCUGUCUGAUAAUCCAGGUUUUCUGAAACAAAAUUCUCUCAUAUAUACUGAAAAAUACUGGGCAUCAUAAUUCUGUGGUAGUGAAGUCUGCUCUUUAUAUUUAAGGUCAGGGAUAUGGAACUAUUUAAAAAGACAUUUCUAUUGAUAACUGCUACUCAUUCAUCAUGUACUUUCAUGCUACAAAAAGCCAUCGAGAGAGAAAAGCAGCUUUAGGAUGACCACUGCUAGCUGUGGACAAUCUUCUACAAAUGGGUUUUGACUAUGCAGUUGAUACAAUAUUUAUCAAAUGUAUAUAGCCGCACAUCUUACAAAAAGUAAUAUGCUCUGUAGAAGCUCAGUGUGGAUUAAUUAUAAAUUAACAUUAGGGAAUUACAGAACUUGGAGAUUUUGCAAAAGGUAAGACUCCCUCGAGUGGAGCUGGACUGUGUCUGUGUACUCUUCUCAGGAACAACAUGGAAUUGGUUUGCCACUGCUUUCUUCCAGGAUGAAUUUUCAAUUUCUCAAUCUACUUUACAAUCCUGGGAUUCGCUGGUGGUCUCCUAUUCAAGUACUAACCAGGAAUGAGCCUACUUAGUUAGGUGCUGUUGCAAGAUCCUUGCUCAUAAAAUACAACACAUUUUGAAUUCAAAAUGUUCUGAAUUUGAAAUGAAAUGUUCUGAUCUCAUUGAAAGUACUUCAAAUACUUUCAAGUGUGCUUGUUAUAGCCAAAACAGCUUGUCCUGAA
Messenger RNA from Python bivittatus (Burmese python), 8038 nucleotides. It is a transcript of the gene MBTD1, whose product is annotated as mbt domain containing 1. Gene Ontology annotation, molecular function: chromatin binding; zinc ion binding. Gene Ontology annotation, biological process: negative regulation of DNA-templated transcription. The record is from RefSeq and is a predicted model, not a curated record. NCBI's taxonomy places the organism in Eukaryota, Metazoa, Chordata, Lepidosauria, Squamata, Pythonidae. Gene Ontology annotation, cellular component: nucleus.